UCCAAGUGGAUACUUUGAGAUUGUGAAAUGCCACGGCAUGAAAAGCUGAUCGUGAAAUCAAGUGAUGUGAGCAUUGAGGUGGAUAAUGAUGAAAGUGAUGAUGAGGAACAGGGUGAAGAAACAGAUGAUUACAGCUCAGAGGUGGAACCACAAUGCACAAAGAAGUCAGCAGGAAGGAACAGAAAUGGAAAGAGAAAAAUUGAACAAGAAUCAGAGGAACAAUCUGAUGACUCAGAGGAGGAAGAAGAAGAGCAAAGUAGAAAGAAAAAUGUGCAAAAUAGAAACAAAUUAACUAAUAGGAACAACUUAAAUGAAGCAGAGGAACAAGCAACUAAAAGUAGGAAGAACAAGAGAAAUGCAAAAUCUAAGAAAAAAGAUUCUCAUAGUGAUGAUCAUGAUGAUGAGGCACUGGGCAAGAAAAAGAAAGGAAAAAGUGACAAAAAGCAAAUGGACAGUGAGAGUGAAGAGGAGGAUACCAAGAAAAGGGGCAAGAGAAAAGAUAAGAAUGGCAAAAAAGCUGUAAAUAAAGGCAAAAUCAAUAAAAAUAAAUAUAGUUCAAGCUCAGAAGAAGAAUCUAGGGAAGAAGAAGAAGUUAUUACGGAAGAAGAUAUGGCCAAGUUGAAGGAUCAAGUUGAAGAAAAAAAGAAAUUAAUUGCAACUUUGCGAAACAAACCCUCACCUAUGAAACAGAAAUUACAAUUACUGAAAGAAGCUCAGGAAUUUGUGGAGAAAUUUGAAGGGGCACUUGGGAAAGGAAAAGGCAAAAAGUUUUAUGCCUAUAAAGUGAUGAUGACCAAAAAAUGGAUGAAAUUUCAGCGUGACUUUGAGAACUUCAGAACUGCUUGUAUUCCAUGGGAAAUGAAAAUAAAAGAGAUUGAAAGUCACUUUGGUUCAUCAGUUGCUUCAUAUUUCAUCUUCUUGAGAUGGAUGUAUGGAAUCAAUAUGGUUCUGUUCGGAUUGACCUUUGGUUUGGUAAUGAUCCCUGAGGCUCUGAUGGGAAAGCCAUAUGGCAGCAUGCCAAGAAAAACAGUUCCAAUGAGUGAGCAAGACUCAGCCAUGAAUUUUGCGACAUUGUGGGAUUUUGGGGGCUAUGCACAAUAUUCUGUCCUUUUCUAUGGUUACUAUAAUAAUCAGCGGACAAUUGGAUGGCUGAAAUUCAGGCUACCUUUGGGUUACUUCCUGGUGGGAGUCGGUACAAUCGGAUACAGCUUCAUGGUAGUGAUUAGGACAAUGGCAAGCAAUGCAAAUGAAGAAGGUGGCGGAGAUGACACAAGUUUUAAUUUCAGUUGGAAGAUGUUCACAAGCUGGGACUACUUGAUUGGCAAUGCAGAAACUGCAGACAAUAAAUUUGCUUCAAUCACUACCAGUUUUAAGGAAUCUAUACUUGAAGAACAAGAGAACCGGAAGGAAGGAAAUAUCCAUUUAACCAGAUUCUUACGUGUUCUUGCCAACUUCUUGGUACUCCUCACUCUUGCUGGAAGUGGCUAUCUUAUUUUCUUCGUUGUCAGAAGAUCUCAAAAAUUUGCACAGGAGGGACUGGAUGACUAUGGAUGGUGGGAAAGAAAUGAAGUAAAUAUGGUCAUGUCAUUGCUGGGCAUGUUUUGUCCGAUGUUAUUCGACAUCAUUAGUCCUUUAGAGAACUACCAUCCACGAAUUGCACUCCAGUGGCAAUUGGGCCGCAUUUUUGCUUUGUUUCUUGGUAACCUUUACACAUUUAUUAUCGCAUUAUUGGAUGAAAUUAACCUUAAGCUUGAAGAGGAAAAGAUUGUUAAAUACAAUAUUACUAUCUGGGAGAAGAAUCUUUAUGAGUUUGUACGGCUCACUGUUUCUGAUACAUUGACUACAGUCAUAACUAUACUGAUUGGAGAUUUCCUUCGUGCUGUUUUUGUCAGAUUUGUUAAUUACUGCUGGUGUUGGGACCUUGAAUAUGGAUUUCCAUCCUAUGCAGAAUUUGAUAUCAGUGGGAAUGUUCUGGGUCUGAUCUUCAAUCAAGGAAUGAUAUGGAUGGGUGCCUUUUACGCUCCAUGCCUUCCAGCUAUCAAUGUCCUACGUCUCCUGGCUUCCAUGUAUCUACAGUGCUGGGCCGUCAUGUGCACCAAUGUUCCACAUGAACGUGUGUUCAAGGCUUCAAGAUCAAAUAACUUCUACAUGGCCAUGCUGCUGAUCAUCUUGUUCCUGUCAACAUUGCCUGCAGUUUAUACCAUUGUUUCAAUACCACCAUCCUUUGAUUGUGGGCCAUUUAGUGGGAAAGAUAGAAUGUUUGAUGUUAUUCAAGAAACACUGGACAAUGACUUUCCAGCAUGGUUUGGGAAAGUUUUCACUGCUGCAACAAAUCCUGGUUUGAUUCUGUCUUUCAUUUUACUUAUGGGUUUGGCUAUCUAUUACCUUCAGGCAACCUCUGAAUCAUAUAAGGCUGCAAACUUGGAAUUAAAGAAGAAACUACAAAAUCAAAGUGAUGAAAAUAAAAAGAGAAACAAAAAGAAUGCCAAAGCUGCAGCAAAUCAGAUGGAAGAACUACAGAAUUCCAUGCAGAAAGUCAAUGAAAGAGCAACAGGUGGUGAUGUGGAUAAAAAAGCAAAUGGAGUUAAUUCUUCUAAUCAGCCUUCUGCUCAGGGUGCCUAUCCACCCAAUGGAAGAGGAAUGAGACUUGCUCCUCCACCACGUGUAGCUGUGACUCGACCACCAAGGCCAAGAGGACCUGGCCAGUUGCCAGGACAACCUCGUUACCCAGGACCACAGCAGUACCAUGGAGCUCACCCAAGGAUGCCCAGAGGUGGUGCUGCUUAUAGAUAA
Messenger RNA from Chiloscyllium plagiosum (whitespotted bambooshark), 2793 nucleotides. NCBI's taxonomy places the organism in Eukaryota, Metazoa, Chordata, Chondrichthyes, Orectolobiformes, Hemiscylliidae. The record is from RefSeq and is a predicted model, not a curated record.